Clupea harengus (Atlantic herring) is the source of this 3058-nucleotide messenger RNA. It is a transcript of the gene cyp27c1, whose product is annotated as cytochrome P450 family 27 subfamily C member 1. Lineage: Eukaryota; Metazoa; Chordata; Actinopteri; Clupeiformes; Clupeidae. The record is from RefSeq and is a predicted model, not a curated record. Gene Ontology annotation, molecular function: monooxygenase activity; heme binding; oxidoreductase activity, acting on paired donors, with incorporation or reduction of molecular oxygen. Gene Ontology annotation, biological process: C21-steroid hormone biosynthetic process; cholesterol metabolic process; cellular response to peptide hormone stimulus. Gene Ontology annotation, cellular component: mitochondrial inner membrane.
AAAAGACGUCUCUCUGCCCACACUCGGCACUCAACUGUUCCAACCGCCCAUCAGAGGAAGAGAACACAGCUGAACGAACGCACUGUCCGCCAAUUCGCUUGAGUUUGAUUCCACUGAGAGAAACUUCUUAGUCAUACAACUUUAACUUCGUUCAUUUUCUUUUUCUCGUGGGAACCAGAGAGACUACUACUACUCAUCAUGUCUAUCCAGAGCACCAUCCUGCGCGUUGGAAGAAAAACUCUUCUGGCUGAUGUGGUGACCACACCGUUUCUCCUGAGGACCCACUCUCUCCACAAGACGGCCACCAGCGGCUCCCUGCGCGUCGCCGCAGAGCACAGCGGCGCGGACGACCUGGUGCCUCCCGCGAUUGAGGUGGGAGAUGUGCAGAAGGGAACCCGGGUCAAGUCUCUGAAGGAGAUGCCGGGACCCAGCGCGUUCGGCAAUCUCAUAGAGUUCUUUUACCGGGACGGGUUCAGCCGGAUCCACGAAAUUCAGAUGGAGCACUCGCAGAAAUACGGCAAGAUCUUCAAGUCCCGCUUCGGGCCGCAGCUGGUGGUGUCGAUCGCGGGCCGCGACCUGCUGGCGCAGGUGCUGCGUGCGGAGGGCGUGGCCCCUCAGAGGGCCAACAUGGAGUCCUGGAAGGAAUAUCGUGACAUUAGUGGUCGCUCCACAGGCUUGAUCUCAGCGGAGGGUGAUGAUUGGCUGAAGAUGCGCAGCGUGCUCCGGCAGCUGAUCAUGCGCCCGCGUGACGUGGCCGCCUUCUCCGAUGACGUCAGCGCCGUGGUGGUGGACCUGGUCAAGCGCAUCAAGGUCCUGCGGAGCCAGCAGGCGGACAGACACACCGUGCUCAACAUCAACGACAUGUACUUCAAAUACGCCAUGGAGGGCAUCUCCACCAUCCUGUAUGAGAGUCGGCUGGGUUGCCUCGAGGACAGCAUUCCCAAGACCAGCCAGGAGUACAUCACCGCGCUCAACCUCAUGUUCAGCUCCUUCAAGACCACCAUGUACGCCGGCGCCAUUCCCAAGUGGCUCCGCCCCGUCAUUCCAAGCCCUGGAGGGAAGUUCUGCAGCUCGUGGGACGGCCUCUUCAAAUUCAGCCAGAUGCACGUGGACAAGAAGCUGGCGGACAUCAGAGCCAAGAUGGUGCGAGGAGAAGCCGUACAGGGAGGUUUGCUCACACACAUGCUCGUCACCAUGGAGAUGAACAAGGAGGAGAUCACAGCCAACAUGACCGAGAUGCUUUUAGCUGGAGUGGACACGACCUCCUUCACGUUGUCAUGGGCGACGUACCUGUUGGCGCGCCACCCUCACGUUCAGCAGCAGAUCUUUGAGGAGGUGACGCAGACCCUGGGCGGGCGGAUGCCCACGGCGAACGACGUGCCCAACCUGCCCCUCAUCCGCGGCCUGGUCAAGGAGACGCUGAGACUUUUCCCAGUGUUGCCUGGAAACGGACGCAUCACACAGGACGAUCUGAUCGUGGGCGGUUACUUCCUACCCAAGGGGACUCAGCUGGCCCUGUGCCACUUCUCCACGUCCAUGAGCGAGGAGAACUUCCCCGGGGCCGACGACUUCCGCCCGGACCGCUGGAUCCGUAAAGACCAGUCCGAUCGGGUGGAUAACUUCGGAUCUAUCCCCUUCGGCUACGGGAUCCGCAGCUGCAUCGGGAGGAGGAUAGCUGAACUGGAAAUGCACUUAGCCCUCACACAGAUCCUCCAGAACUUCCGCAUCGAGGUUUCCCCGGAAACCGAGGACAUCAAGGCCAAAACCCACGGCCUUCUUUGCCCUGGUGCCCCCAUCGACCUGAAGUUUGUGGACAGGGUUUAAAUCUCAAUGCUGCCAUUUUUUAAAUGUAGCCUACUACUGUGUGUACUGCGGCUCGGGUGGCUGAAACUCAACUGUCGUUUCUGGGUUUCUUAAGUUUCUUCUGGGCCACUUUCACAUCAUGAGUACUUAUAUAAAUCCAAGUUUGUUCAGACACUUCUUGCCAACCUAUACUGUUGCAUUCGGGAACGUUUGUGGCGGAUCAGACAGUUAGCUGCUUUUAAGAUUCUCCUCAGCGGUGAAGCGAGGAGAGCUGUGAUGACGCUGUCAGGGCUGUGUAGUAGCAGGCGGGGCUAAUGCUAGGCUAAUGCUAGGCUAAUGGGCGGGAAACCAGGGAGGCAUUAGCUGCACAGAUGAGUCAUGUAGCCUCAUAUCCUCUGUGGCCAUAAAAUGUAUCAUUUCAUGCAUUUGUACAGGUCUUUUCUGUCUCCACAGUGUCAACCCACAGGUCACUGUUUUUAAGAAUGUACUUUAGACCAAAUAGCCACUUAGGCAAACAAAGUAUUUUUAAAAAUGUGUUUUCAACCUACAGUUAUGACAGGACUGUUGUCAACUCAAAACAAAAAGUUUCAUUUUUUAAACUAUUAAAAUGUGGAGGGUGAAGAGUUGAAAGUUACUAUGUGAUAAAACAGGUCUUAAACUUACAAUCUUAGAGGAAUGCGCCAUCUAGUGGCAAGAGACCCCUCCUAUUUCAUAUGGUCAUAGCAUGUCAAUGUCAUUAAUAAGUUAAAUCAAAGGGGGAAAGACGUGAGGUUUCAAUGUAUUUGUCAGGUGAGAGGUGGUUAUGUUGGAGGUAACCUACUGUAAAGGGACUUAAGCAUGUGGCUCGGUAUUUCUGGAGUGUGCUGUCACUUGGUAAAAGAGCGGUCACAAGCUGUCAAACAGUCUGAAGGUAAUGUGUGUCCAGGCCUGUUGGUGUAAACAAUUUGAUUUUUAUUUUCCAGUAAAGUUGUAUAUCUUUCUGCCUUAGCUGUGUGCCUUAUGUCAUUCUGUUGAAGCCUUUCACUGCUUAGAUGGAUGUGUGUUGUUAAAUGAACUGUAUCAUUUCAACCUUUUAAGAAUGAUUGUAAUGUGCAACUAGACUGUACGUGUGAAUGAUACACACUCCAUAUACACAUAUGUAAAUAAGCACCAUUACAUGCCUUUUAACUGUAUAUACCCAUGCAUUGCACUUACUGUAUACUCUGUGAUGAAGUUGUGUAAUAAAUAAGGUGCUCUCUGAUUGCCAUUCCUUGAA